Molecule: messenger RNA, 1154 nt
Organism: Brassica napus (rape)
Lineage: Eukaryota; Viridiplantae; Streptophyta; Magnoliopsida; Brassicales; Brassicaceae
Product: pathogenesis-related protein 1-like
Exons: 1
Coding region: 544-1062 (172 amino acids)
Cellular component (GO): extracellular region
Source: RefSeq, a predicted model, not a curated record
CUCCCUUGUUUGUAUAUGAUAUAUAUAUCAAAAAUUUCUGGUCCGUGGGAUCAUAUCUUCCAGAUAUAAUAUAUUCAUUUGAACCAUUUUUUUUUCUCAUUUCGCAUUUUAGAUAUAUAAAUAUAUGUCUAAACCGUUGAAUUAUAAGUAUUGUUCCACCACCCUCAGUUUUUCUUUUGUACUAUCCAAUCCACAGCGGAAAUGAAUAAUUUUAAAGAUAUUGUUCCAUCAUCCUUAGCCGACAGAGAAAGUCAUCACUAUCAACUCUACGAAUAUGCCACCGUUUUUUUUUGUACACCUAACCCUAAAUAACGUGCGUACAUCAUUUCACAGUGUUGAAAACUGUUUAAAUAUAUGCUCUGGUCAUAUUUACUUGAAAACGUGACACCAACUAGGCCUCUAAAUUAUCAUUUCUAUAUGUAGUAUACAAUAUAUAUAGUGUAAAAGAAACUAUAAAUAUCCAUCACAAACACACCAGAGAGUCAUCUCACAAUAAUUAUAGUUGAUAUUUUUUACAAGACAUACAACACAAAAAUCAUUAAAAUGUUUCGUAAGGUCUCUAUAGAAGCAUUGGUUCUCCUACUUCUCACCAUCUACUUGACCCAAAUUGAUGUUUCUUUCGCACAAUAUUAUCAGUAUCCGCAGUCCCAUGACUCUCCUGACAGCUACCUCAGACCACACAACGUAGCCCGAGCCAUGGUCAGAGUCAAGCCUCUAAGAUGGGACUUUGGCCUAGCCACUGUGGCUCAGGAAUACGCAAAUCAACUAGCAUCCGGUCCAUGCAGCCUCGAGCAUUCCUCUGGACCAUAUGGAGAGAACCUUGCAAUGGGAAGUGGAGACAUGUCACCGGCUCAGGCUGUUGCAAUGUGGAUAAAUGAAAAGUCGUAUUAUGAUUAUUACUCAAACUCGUGCCACGAUUCGGCUUGUGGACACUACACGCAGGUCGUGUGGCGUGGAUCUGCUCGGCUCGGUUGUGGUAAGGGUGUGUGUGGUAAUGGUGCAAGUAUUAUUGUGUGUAACUAUGACCCCGCAGGCAAUUAUAUUGGGACUAAACCAUAUUGAUUUCAAAUUCAAUUGAUGAAUGUGUGUAAAGAUUAUUGUGUAACUUUUUACCGUACUCAAGUGCAUGACAAGAUAUAUUUGUUUUUCUCUGA